ACAAACUCUGCACAUCGACCAGCUUAAACAAAUAGAUAGGCCUCAGUGUAGAAAUCUGAGAUAGGCUGGGGUUUUUUUUUCCCUGUUUUUUAUUAUUUUCUUUUUUUCAUUCUGCAGCCUUAUUCUCCUUCAGGGCAACUUGGGCCAGAAGAAUUUGAGUACCUUUUGUCGCGUGUUUCAGUGUAACAAGGGCAUAUUCAACGGAUAAAGCGCAAUCUAGUGCCAGCGUAACGCUCAUUGAUAUGCAGAACAAUCUGUGAAUGGGUGUGAGGCUGUCUUUGGAAGUGAACCGUAAAAAGUCAAGCCGCUUCGGGUGAGCUCGUAUAGGAUUUCGGUUUGGAGAUGGUAGUGUUAACCUGUUGAACCAACGAUUCGGAAAAAUGCUGAAAGUCACCGUCCAACAGGCUACUAGCCUCCCAGACGUCGAUUCUUUUGGAAAGAGUGAUCCCUAUGCGAAAGUCAUCUUCCAAGGAGAUGAAAAGAAAACAGAAGUUCAAAAGGACAAUUUGGAUCCGGUCUGGAAUCAGGAUUUCCAAUGGGACCUUUCGGGCAAACCCUUGUCCCCGGAUGACAAGCUUUCGGUUGAGGUGAAGGACUAUGAGAAGGUUAUGACAAGAAAGCUCCUGGGUAAGGUUGAAGUGCCUCUAGGAGAGUUGCUUUCAAAUAACGAGAUUGAAAGAAGUUAUGACCUUGUGGAUGGCAAAAACAAUCCUACCUUGGGAAAAAUUAUGCUGAAGCUGGAGUACUCAGCCCCUCCUGGAACUGGCGGUGACAGUGGAGGCGGAGGAGGGGGCGAAGAGGCCGGAGAAGAAGGAGAAGAAGGUUAUGAAGAGGAAGAGGAAGGCGAGGAAGGGGCUGAGGGAGAAGAGCCUGGAAAACCAGGGCAGCCUAAAAGACGGAAGAGAAGGAAACCAACUCGACGAGGAGGCAGAAAAUGGUCGACUAGAGUUCAAGACUUUCAGAUCCGUAUUCGAAUCCUUGAAGGUCGCCAGUUGGUAGGCAACAAUAUCCAUCCAGUGGUUCGAGUGACUGUCGCCGGUCAGCGGAGAGAAACAACAGUGAAACGGUCCACAAACAAACCGGUUUACAAUCAGACAUUUUUCUUCAAUUUCCACUUGUCUGAAGCUGAGCUGUUUGAUGAUUUGGUUUCUCUCGAGGUGUUCAACUCUCGAAAGCUGCGUUCGGACUCCCUUCUCGGCUACUUUGAGUGUGACAUUGGAAGCAUUUCUGUAAUGAAAGGUCACUCGUUUGUCCGUAAGUGGGUUUUACUUUCUGGACCAGCGGACAAAGAUGAAGAGGAGGAAGAAGGAGGAAAAUCCAAGAAAACACGUGGCGGAGAAACGCCAGCAGGUUACUUGAAAGUCACCGCUAUGGUUCUUGGUCCUGGGGACGAGCCACCGCCUGCAGCAAAAGCAGAACCCAAAGAUCAAGAAGAUGACAUCGAGUCUAACCUCCUGAUGCCGUUGGGUGUAACGCGACAGUCAGCUGUCUUCACGCUCAAAGUUUAUCACGCAGAAGACCUUCCACAAAUGGAUACCGGAAUUGGACGAAGCUUCAAGAAAUUCUUCAGCUUCUUUUCAAGCGAUGAUGACAAAGAGGACGAGGAAAGCAAAGGAAAAAAAGGCCUUGUAGAUCCUUACAUGGAAUUCAGCUUUUGUGGAAAGAAGGCAACAACUUCCACCAUAUAUCACGACAGUAACCCAGAAUUUAAACAGUUACUCAAGAUUCCUCUGAUGCUCCCUUCGAUGUGCGAGAGAAUCAAGCUGCAGAUGUUUGAUUGGGACCGAGGCUCUACAGAUGACUGUAUUGGUACAGCGUUCAUCAACUUGUCUGCGAUCGCUGGACAAGGAGACUCAAGCGAAGGGUUUCUGCCCCAGUUCGGUCCAUGCUUUGUCAAUUUCUAUGGUUCCACCAGGGAGUUCACAAAUCUUCCAGAUGAACACGAUGACCUAAAUAAAGGAAUUGGAGAGGGCGUGGCAUAUCGGGGACGUGUUCUUGUAGAGCUGACCACGACUCUGAACGAAGACGUCAAGGCUCCGACGGCCGUGUUGGCAAAUGAAGACAUAAUUAGUGCUCAGCUCCCUUCGAUGUGCGAGAGAAUCAAGCUGCAGAUGUUUGAUUGGGACCGAGGCUCUACAGAUGACUGUAUUGGUACAGCGUUCAUCAACUUGUCUGCGAUCGCUGGACAAGGAGACUCAAGCGAAGGGUUUCUGCCCCAGUUCGGUCCAUGCUUUGUCAAUUUCUAUGGUUCCACCAGGGAGUUCACAAAUCUUCCAGAUGAACACGAUGACCUAAAUAAAGGAAUUGGAGAGGGCGUGGCAUAUCGGGGACGUGUUCUUGUAGAGCUGACCACGACUCUGAACGAAGACGUCAAGGCUCCGACGGCCGUGUUGGCAAAUGAAGACAUAAUUAGUGCUCAGCCCUUCCUAAGACGUGAAAGGUACAAGCUGUUUGUCUGUUUCUAUGAAGCACUGAUGGUCUCUGAAACUGACGGACCUAUCGAAUUUGAAGUUAGCAUUGGAAACAAUGGAAAUAAGUUUGAUGAGUCGGUAGCUCCGUGUAACACUCCUUCUUGCAAUGCUGUGUAUGACGGCUGCCACUAUUACUACCUCCCGUGGGCUCAAGAUAAGCCCUGUGUGUGCGUGGAAUGCUCCUGGGAGGACAUCGCCUUCAGACUUGAGCCCAUAAACAUCCUGAACAGACUGGGGGAGCGCUUGCGCGAAUCUUUAUCUCGACUCAAGCAAGCGGCUGAACUGUCUGAAGUUAGUGAUGACCCGAAGUUGAAAGACAUGCUCUCUUCUCUGUUCGACAAUCUUGUCAGAGACUGCAGAAACGAAUUGUCUCGUUUUGAAAAUGAAAUUCCCAAGCUUGCUGGCAAAAGAAAUCAACUGGACAUGAAGCUGCACCAAAUGAGAGUAGACGAAUUUAAAUUCAUGUUAGAUGAUAUCGGUGCACUGCAGUGGAAGUUAGCACCGCCAUUAGAGGGUGAAUUGGAAAAGGAUGAAGUGGACAUCAACGAAAUGUUGGCCGAGAUUGAAAGUUACUUGCAGAGAAUUGAAGACUUAGCUAUUGAGCCUCAAGUUAGUAUGCCAGACGUGAUCAUAUGGAUGAUCAGCGGAGAGAAGCGAGUUGCUUACUACAGAAUGCCAGCACAUCAGCUGUUAUUUUCAGAGACCGAAGUGGCGUGUGGAAAGUACUGUGGAAAAACUAUUGAGCUUCAAAUGAAGUAUCCUGGUAAGAAAGGAAAUGAUGUGAAAGAGCACCCAGAACUUCCCGCCAAACUGCGUGUAGAGAUGUGGUUGGGAUUGGAGAAACAGCAGCAGUACUGGACUGCACGACCCAAGACUGAAGGCGACUUCUGUGUGUUUGCUGAGACGUACGAGAAUGAAGUGAAGAUCGCCAGCAAGUGGACCCAUAAACUGUCGACUCGUGCUCAAUUUUCUGAUGCUUCUGGAGACCUGGAACUACCACAGGACAAAUUUCUUCCGCCUGAUGGAUGGAAGUUUGAAGGUGGCUGGCAAAAGAAACCAGAGUUGAGUUUGUUCCAUGACCCAGAUGAGGGUCACAAGGAAUUCUUGGUUGAAGCAUUUGAAAAUCAAUCCAGAAGCUUUCCUGGUGGAGACUUUAAACCGGCGGACAAGAACUGGACUGACGUGAACGGAGAAGACGUAGCACCUCCAGCCGGUCAACAACCUCCUCCCGGCUGGGCCUGGAAGAUGAAGGACUGGGAGGUAGAUAGGAAUAGAGCAGUUGAUGCAGAAGGUUGGGAGUACGGUGUAAAUCCAACAUAUGGCGUGUAUGGACCAGUAAUGAAGGCGUAUCACAUGUGCAGGAGGAGGAGACUCGUGCGAAUCAGGGAGCUUUUGGAUGCAAAAGCAACGAAAAAACAGGAUCAAUUACAGAAGCUUUUGGCUGAGGGGUGGGGCUACGCCCCAUUGUUCACCAUGAAGUUUCACGCCAAAGAGAAGAAACUGGAUUUCGUGCGAAGAAGGCGCUGGUUGUUGAAGAUGGUUCCAACUUCUGGAACGAUUGAUGGCUUUUCUUGCACUCUUCCACCUGUACUGCGAGUGCAACUCAAAGCCAAGGACAGAGAAAGCGCGCUAUGUUUGUCUCCAAGGAUGUUUGUGUCGUUCAAGAAGCCUCACAAGUAUCAGUUAUGGGUGUAUGUCUACCAAGCACGUGACCUUGUCGCCAAAGAUGAAACUGGAAUGAACGAUCCCUACGCAAGGGUAGCUUUUGCAAACCAGAGUCAAGUGACGUACACUGUUACCCAGAGUCCCUGCCCCACCUGGGAUCAAACCCUGCUUUUUACAAGCGUGGAGAUCUGUGAAGAUCCAGAGAACGUGAAACGGAAUCCUCCAAGUGUGGUGGUCGAGUUGUAUGAUCAUGAUAACGGCCUGGGAAAAGAUGAUUUCCUUGGUCGCUGUAUGCUUUUUCCCAAAGUUCGACUUAAGGGAAUUGAAGCCCCUGAACCUAAAUUGCUGUGGCACAAGGUGAAGCGUGGAGGCCAAGAUGGCGGUGAGAUCCUGGCUGAGUGCGAGUUAUUUUUGGACGAAGGAGCAAAGCUGCCCCACCCUCCCGCCCUGCGAGGAGACGUGUACCCUGUACGUAGCAAAGUGAGACCUGUGGUACAAAGGACAGCGGUGGAGGUUCUUUGUUGGGGUGUAAGAAACAUGAAGAAAUACCAGAUGGUAAAAGUGACAUCGCCUUCAAUCGAGUUUGAAUGCAUGGGUGAAGUCAUCCCAUCAACCGUUAUCGAAAACACGAAGAAGACGCCAAAUUUUGCAGAGCCACUCUUAGAAAGGAGGAUACUUAACCUACCAGUGGAAGAUCUGUACUCGCCACCAAUCAACAUCCGGGUUAAAGACAACCGUGCAUUUGGUCGUAAGCCAUUGGUUGGCAUCCACUCAGUCAAGUCUCUUGGACCCUUCAAGUGCAAGCUGCCUUCACAGAAAACAGCUGAAGACGAAACUGAAGUGGAUGAAGUACUUGUGGAUUUAACUGAUGGCCCACCCCCUCAGAAAAAGAUUUGGCCAGAGAUAAAGGAGGCUGAAGAUGCUCCACCACCGGCAGAUGCAAAAGCGAAAGCAAAGGCGGAUAAGGAAAAGAGAAAGAAACUCAUCGAUGAAGCAAACAGGUUUGACUGGUGGUCUAAGUACUUUGCUUCAGUGUCUGGGGCAGGUGGAGCUGCGAGAGUGUCUAAAGGAGAAAAGCUUGUUGGGUUGUUCACUACCGACAAAGCAGGCGAUAAGGCUGACUUUCAAGACCACACGAGGAAAUAUUUGUCAAAGGGCUACGACACACUCAAGAUUUAUCACAGGGAACUGGAGAAGGUUCCAGAGUUCAAAGGCUUCAACGACUUCAUUGCAACCUUCCCACUUUAUCGCGGAAAGACCAAGUCGUCGAAAGACGACGAAGACGAUGACGGCACCGUCGGUGAAUUUAAGGUGCGAAGACACCUGUACUUUAACCAGGGUACCGUGAAGCUUGACGAAGGAGCAAAGCUGCCCCACCCUCCCGCCCUGCGAGGAGACGUGUACCCUGUACGUAGCAAAGUGAGACCUGUGGUACAAAGGACAGCGGUGGAGGUUCUUUGUUGGGGUGUAAGAAACAUGAAGAAAUACCAGAUGGUAAAAGUGACAUCGCCUUCAAUCGAGUUUGAAUGCAUGGGUGAAGUCAUCCCAUCAACCGUUAUCGAAAACACGAAGAAGACGCCAAAUUUUGCAGAGCCACUCUUAGAAAGGAGGAUACUUAACCUACCAGUGGAAGAUCUGUACUCGCCACCAAUCAACAUCCGGGUUAAAGACAACCGUGCAUUUGGUCGUAAACCAUUGGUUGGCAUCCACUCAGUCAAGUCUCUUGGACCCUUCAAGUGCAAGCUGCCUUCACAGAAAACAGCUGAAGACGAAACUGAAGUGGAUGAAGUACUUGUGGAUUUAACUGAUGGCCCACCCCCUCAGAAAAAGAUUUGGCCAGAGAUAAAGGAGGCUGAAGAUGCUCCACCACCGGCAGAUGCAAAAGCGAAAGCAAAGGCGGAUAAGGAAAAGAGAAAGAAACUCAUCGAUGAAGCAAACAGGUUUGACUGGUGGUCUAAGUACUUUGCUUCAGUGUCUGGGGCAGGUGGAGCUGCGAGAGUGUCUAAAGGAGAAAAGCUUGUUGGGUUGUUCACUACCGACAAAGCAGGCGAUAAGGCUGACUUUCAAGACCACACGAGGAAAUAUUUGUCAAAGGGCUACGACACACUCAAGAUUUAUCACAGGGAACUGGAGAAGGUUCCAGAGUUCAAAGGCUUCAACGACUUCAUUGCAACCUUCCCACUUUAUCGCGGAAAGACCAAGUCGUCGAAAGACGACGAAGACGAUGACGGCACCGUCGGUGAAUUUAAGGGAGCGUUCCGUAUCUACCCUGUUCCUGACGAGACCACCGAGCUUCCUGAAACCAUGUUCACUAACCUUCCCAGCAGUGAACCAAUUGAAUGCACAGUGCGAGUCUACGUUGUCCUGGCAACUGAACUCCAGCCACAGGAUCCUAGUGGACUGGCUGACCCCUACCUCAUUGUUUCCCUUGGAAAGAAAAAAUACGAUGAGCAAGAAAAUUUCAAACCCAAUACACUCAAUCCAGUGUUUGGAAAGACGUUCGAGUUUAAAGCGUCCAUACCUCAAGUAAAGGAUCUGAAGAUCCAAGUCAUGGAUUACGACUACCUCAGCAGAGACGAUUUGAUUGGUGAAACUGUGGUGGACCUGGAACAGAGGCUCUUGUCUCGCUUUCACGCAAAAUGUGGUUUGCAGAAGACCUACUUUAUAUCUGGACCCAAUGCAUGGCGUCACUGUGAGAAGCCAUUUAAGAUCCUGGAGAGGUAUUGCGAGAUGACCUUAAAGCCUUUCAAAUACUUCGCAGGAAAAAAGGAGAAUCCUGACAGGAUCAUUAUUGGAGACAGAGAAUACACCUUGAGUCAAUUUGAGGAAGGAACUCCUCCAGCGGGCGAGGUUGGAGCUGCUCAUGAACGUUUGGCUCUUCACAUUCUGCACACGUUCAAUUUGGUGCCCGAACACGUUGAAACCAGAUCCUUGUACAGUCCGGUUCAGCCAGAUAUCGAGCAGGGUAAACUUCAAAUGUGGGUCGACAUCUUUCCAAAGGAAGACGGUGCUCCGAAACCACCUGUUGUUAUCCAAGAACGGAAACCCAUCAAACAAGAGUUGCGUGUCAUCAUCUGGAAUACUACUGACGUCUUGCUAGAGGAAGAGUCGAUCACAGGAGAGAAGAUGAGUGACAUUUAUGUCAAGGCAUGGCUCGAUGUCCAAAACGAGAAACAGAAGACUGAUGUGCAUUACAGAUCACUGGAUGGCAGUGGCAACUUCAACUGGAGGAUGGUGUUCCCCUUUGAUUAUAUGCCAAUUGAGAAGAAGUUGGUCGUUAAAAGAAAGGAACACUUCUGGAGCCUUGACGAGACAGAGGAGAAAGCCAAACCAAAACUUAGACUCCAGAUCUGGGAGAACGACACGUUUUCUAGUGACGACUUCAUAGGUGAGAGGGAAUUGGAUCUGAGUGAGUUGGAUAAGCCUUGUCAAAACUCUGAUCACUGCGGCAAAGAAAAGAAAGAUCCGGGUCUUAUUGGUCAGACCCUUGACUUGUUUGUUCAGAAGAGUUCGAGGGGUUGGUGGGCCUGUUAUAAACGCGAUACAACAGACCCAGCCGCACCUCCAGUGUGCUCCGGUAAAGUUGAGAUGACUGUUGAGUUACUUGCGGGAUACGAAGCAGCAGCAAAACCCGCGGGACAAGGGCGAGAGGACCCAAACCAGCACCCUGUUCUAGAGGAACCAAAUCGUCCUGCUACCUCGUUCCUGUGGUUUACAUCUCCGUUCAAGACCCUGCGAUACAUUAUUUGGCGACGAUAUAAAUGGAUCCUCCUUAUUCUUCUCAUCUUAAUCAUCAUCGGCCUGCUCCUUGGCAUCUUCUUCUACAGUAUGCCGGGUUACACCGUCAAGAAGUUAUUUGGCGUCUAAAUGCAAACCAACUACGACAAUGGACGGGCACGCCGGAUGGCCCCCUUUUCUUUCCUCACAGUUUAAAUUUCAAGAUUUCGUUAAAAUAUAUUGGCCCAGCAGCUAUGAACAUAAUCAUAAAUACGAGUAAAUGUUCUGCGUAUUAAAGAAAAGUCAAUUCUGGUUAGUUUUCCCAUACAAAAUUUUCCCGUCUAUUUCUCAUCUUACGUUGAUCUUUCCCAUCAAGGCAAAAGGGGCGAUCGGGUACAAAAGCUAUAUUUUUGUAUGAUGUGAAGAAUUAUUCAAGACCAAAUUUCUAUAUUGUUCUGUGCGCAAAAGUUCAGAGGUUAUCGUUUAACCUAAAAAUCGUUAGUUCUUAGUAAAGGUGCCGCUCUACGUUUUCAUGGUGAUGGGAAUUCUUCUGGUUUAAACUUUCCUGUAAUUACUCUUGCCUUGUUAUGUUAGGUUAGUCAAGUUCCAACGAAAAACGUAAUAUUCUAAAUCAAGUCAGACUGUAUAUAUACGGUCUAAAAAAAUCAUUAUAAUGAUACCGAAUUUUUGGUCAAACAGUAAUUGAAAGUCAAGGUCAAAUUUGUCAUUGAUAUGAUACUAUUUUGCACGUAGUGUCUUAAGUAAAAUAAAAUGAAAUGCUGCGUAAAGUUGCAACUCGUUAA
Messenger RNA from Orbicella faveolata, 8656 nucleotides. RefSeq names its product myoferlin-like. Lineage: Eukaryota; Metazoa; Cnidaria; Anthozoa; Scleractinia; Merulinidae. The record is from RefSeq and is a predicted model, not a curated record. Gene Ontology annotation, cellular component: membrane. Gene Ontology annotation, biological process: plasma membrane organization.